Molecule: messenger RNA, 1230 nt
Organism: Aspergillus costaricaensis CBS 115574
Lineage: Eukaryota; Fungi; Ascomycota; Eurotiomycetes; Eurotiales; Aspergillaceae
Product: ankyrin
Exons: 1
Coding region: 1-1230 (409 amino acids)
Molecular function (GO): protein binding
Source: RefSeq, a predicted model, not a curated record
AUGCAAGCCCAGCUUUCUCACUUACCUUCUGAGAUUAUCCACUAUAUCAUCGAGGACCUAGAUUUCAAGGUUCUUUGUUGUCUUCGCUUGACGAACAGGAGGCUUGAUGGAUUUGCUCGUGGUUAUCUACUCAAAAUUGCAAAGGAAAUUGCUUUUCCAAAACAGGAAUACUACGAUAUGGCAAACGUCAGACUCAUACCAGACAAUACUGUAAGCCAUGAAUACGAUGGGUUCGUAGAUAUACCUCACCGCUUACACGAAGGUCACGACAGGGACCUGGAGGUUUUUGCGGAUUUAGUCAACGGGGGCGCUUAUCAUUCAGUUAAGCUGUUUCUGGAUGCGGGUGUCUUUGCUAAUGCGUUUGACCUAUGCGGUCGCACGAUGCUGCACCUUUGUGUUCGCAAUGGCGAUGUGGAGCUCGCAAACCUGCUACUAGAUAGAGGCGCGGAUCCCAAUUGCACCAUGCGUUAUGGGUUCAGUCCAAUGCACUUUCUUCGUUUUGCUCCCCCCAAGUCUCAGGAAGCACUUGCAUGGUUACUUCUUGACAAAGGGUAUAAAGUUCCGGAUAAUGUCGGGUGGCUUUUUCGGAGCAUUUGCCAGGCGAGUUGUGCUCUGAAUCUUAUCCGGUACAUGGUUGAGGAGGAUUUGAUAGACAUCAACAAAUGCAUGGACCUGAAGGGAAAGCGUUGCACGGCUCUUCAUAUUGCUGCAGAGUUUGCAAACAGUACUGACAUUCUAGAAUAUCUUCUGAGUGUCAAACCAAGUCUUUUGAACAUGUACGGGACCAGUUUGCAACGCACGGCCUACGGUUACGAAUGCGUUGAGUCACGUCCCAGUAAUGCAGUUUACCUUCUCAACAAAGGCAUUAAUUUUCUGCCUGAAGAUGUCGAGCCUACAGUUGCUGCUAUAAUUAGGCUUGAGAGUGCUGUGAGCCUUAACCGCCUGGAUGUUAUCCGAGCGUUGUUAGCCCGCGGUGAACUCUGGGGUUGGGGUGAUGAAACCUGGGAGCAUGACGUGGCCCUCCAACUCGAACCGCUUGAGUCUGCUAUCGAAUAUCAAUAUUUGACAGCCAUGGAGCUCUUGCUCGAGAAUCGCCAGUUUCCAUAUGACCAGGUUCUCAUUGACAAGUGUGAAAAGCUGGCCUCCGCAUGGGGAUGCCUAGAAGGAUCGCGUUUACUUCAAGCGAAGCAAAUCUUACAAAAGUUGAAGCAAGCUAUGGGUGUUCAGUAG